CGAAUUGCCUCAACAAUGAGCAAAAUGUCACCGAUGGUGGGUAUCAAGUGGCUGGCAGAGAAAUUAUCCUCAGGUGCCACGAAGAAUUUCCGGGUUUUGGAUUCAUCGUGGCAUUUGCCGAAUACAAACAGAAUUGCAGCACAGGAAUAUCCGAAGAAACACAUCAGAGGUGCUUUGUUUUUCGACAUCGACGUAUGCUCAGACACAACAUCGAAAUACGUCCACAUGUUGCCAAGUGCCGAGCUAUUCGCGAAUUAUGUCGGCAAUUUGGGAAUCAAUAACGACACACAUGUGGUGGUCUAUGACAACAACGAUAAUUUCGGGCUAUUCUCCGCCCCCCGCGUCUGGUGGAUGUUUCGACACUUUGGACAUCCACACGUUUCUAUUUUAGACGGCGGGCUUCCAAAGUGGAUAAAUGAGGGCCAUCCGGUGACAGACGAAAUACCAACGGUAGAGCCGGCGAAAUUCGUCGCAACUGCAAAUUCAACCGAAGUGGUCAGUUUUGAGGAAAUGGUUCAGAAUGUCACAGACGGUGGUUUCCAGGUAAUGGACGCACGGGCAGCAGGCAGAUUUGACGGUGUUGACCCAGAACCAAGACCAGAUAUAAAACCUGGCCACAUCCCUAAAUCUAUCAGCUUCCCAUUUCCACUCAUCCUUGAUGGAGACACCCGGGAAGUGAAAAGCCUGGAAGACAUUAGGAAGAUCUUCGAUGAGAAGAACAUAAGUUUGGAUAAGCCGUUAACUGCAUCAUGCGGCUCUGGAGUCUCUGCUUGCUGCCUAAUAUUAGCAGCCAAUCUGUGCGGAAAAGAUGACGUGCGUCUGUUUGACGGCGCAUGGGUUGAGUACUAUCUGAGGGCAGACCCCAAGGAUAUUCAUGUGAAGGGGCAGGUUUAGACAAUUAAUAAAUCAAUCAAUACUCAUCUAAAUAUAUGAAGCGUUCUUCGAAGCACGAUUGUUGCAUCUAUACCAGUAACAAAUUCUGCAUGUGUUUGACAACACGACUUAAGCUUAGACAUCUCUGAAAACUGAAAGAUAGUAGUGGAGCUGUUAAAAAACAUUUGUAAUUUUCCCGUGAUGCAUGUUUUUUUUACACCUGUGUAAGUAAUAAAUAUAUAGAAGUACAGCGGGCACCUGAACAUGUCACUUACCUCUGAAAAGUUGUGAACAUGAAAA
Saccoglossus kowalevskii is the source of this 1173-nucleotide messenger RNA. RefSeq names its product 3-mercaptopyruvate sulfurtransferase-like. Lineage: Eukaryota; Metazoa; Hemichordata; Enteropneusta; Harrimaniidae. The record is from RefSeq and is a predicted model, not a curated record. Gene Ontology annotation, molecular function: thiosulfate-cyanide sulfurtransferase activity. Gene Ontology annotation, cellular component: mitochondrion.